ACCAAAAUAUUAUACUUGUAUAUGUAUUAUAUUAAUAUUUAACCAUAUUAUGAUCUCAGAGUCCAUCCAUUAUAGUCUGGCUCCCAGCCGCAAAAACAAUAAUAAUAUGGCAGUCAGCCUUUUUCGGUGGCUCAUAAGAACCCUUGUAAUUUUUUUUAAAGUUUCCCUUCUUGUUAUUCUGUGAUUAAACCAUGUGACUCUUCGAGGUGUUAUCGCAAUGCGUAGACCGCGGUAGUCUCUACGUUUGUUAUCUUUUAUGUGUCGUUGGAAAAAAAAUGUUUAGAAGUUAGAACUCCCGUUUGGUUAGGUCGUCAUAACUCAUAAUUAAAUCUUGACUUUAUUCGUUAAACGGUAGUAAAACUUAAAUAACUAAUAUAUAAUUUGAGUUGUUGUGCGUUUCCUAAGUAAUAAAUAAUAUUGGUGGUUUAGAAUGGUACGCUAUAAAAAUCGAUAUUUGGUAGUUCAACUAAAUAUUCUAGAAAAUAAUGAUACCCAUCUGAAAAUUACAAAUAAAGAUCUGCAGUUAUCUGUACUAAAUGUUUUGAAAACACUCCAUGGAGAUUUUGGUGUUGGAGCAAUUCAGACAUGUUUUAAAGUUCAUUAUUGUAAUGUAACAAACAAAAUAAUAAUAUUUAAGACAAGACAUGGUCCACAUACAUUACUGUCCUCGGCAAUUCCAUUUGUAAAUAAACUUCAAGAUGGUAUUAAAAUAAAACUAUCAACUAUUUAUACUGGAGCGUCCAUAUUUCAAUGUCAUAAGUUUAUUAAGAAUUUCCAAAAUAAUCUCGUCAGACAAGUAUCUGAUAAAAUAAAUGAGUCAACUGCAGAAAAAAUGUUGUCUUUAUCCGGCGUGUUAAAAUUCAAAAAAACACAAUUAGUGUCCUAAUAAUAUUUAUUUAAAAUCAAUAAUUAUGCCCCAAAAUUUAAAUGUUACUAUAAUUAUAAACAUUUUUUUUUAAGUUACAUUGUUACCUAUAUAAAAAGUUUAAUGUUUUUUUGUGCUAAUUAACCUGUUCGAGGUAUUAUAACCAAGUUAUACAUAAACUAAAUUAUAAUUAUUUUCUGUGUACAAUGAUAACAAUAUAGUGAGUUUCUAGAAGACAUAUUGUCAAGUAUAUGCCAUGGACUACGAUCAACAUCUGUAUACCCUAUUACCAUACAAAAAUGUUUUUUUUUCAUUUAAUUUUAAGGGCUGAGUUCAACUAAAAAAUCAUCUAUAUUCUAAUAUAAUUAUAUUAUUUGUUCAAGUACUUAUUUAGAAAACUCGUCAAGUGAAAUAAUAUAUUUA
Molecule: messenger RNA, 1288 nt
Organism: Adelges cooleyi (spruce gall adelgid)
Lineage: Eukaryota; Metazoa; Arthropoda; Insecta; Hemiptera; Adelgidae
Gene: Pop5
Product: ribonuclease P/MRP protein subunit POP5
Exons: 4
Coding region: 431-886 (151 amino acids)
Biological process (GO): tRNA 5'-leader removal
Cellular component (GO): ribonuclease P complex
Molecular function (GO): ribonuclease P RNA binding
Source: RefSeq, a predicted model, not a curated record